This is a messenger RNA of Phymastichus coffea, 3287 nucleotides long. RefSeq names its product eukaryotic translation initiation factor 3 subunit A (gene eIF3a). The record is from RefSeq and is a predicted model, not a curated record. Gene Ontology annotation, biological process: formation of cytoplasmic translation initiation complex; translation reinitiation. Gene Ontology annotation, cellular component: eukaryotic translation initiation factor 3 complex, eIF3m; multi-eIF complex; eukaryotic translation initiation factor 3 complex, eIF3e. The transcript is spliced from 7 exons. The coding region runs from base 16 to 3150 and encodes 1044 amino acids. Gene Ontology annotation, molecular function: translation initiation factor activity; mRNA binding. NCBI's taxonomy places the organism in Eukaryota, Metazoa, Arthropoda, Insecta, Hymenoptera, Eulophidae.
AUAUCUGCGUUACGUAUGCUGCAAUUUAUCAUUUACAAAAUGGCACGGUAUGGUCAGAGGCCAGAGAAUGCUUUAAAGCGAGCAAAUGAAUUUAUUGAAGUUGGUAAACCAGCUAGGGCUCUGGAUACAUUACAAGAAGUAUUUAGAAAUAAAAAAUGGACUUAUAGUUGGUCAGAAUCAGUAUUGGAACCAAUAAUGUUUAAAUAUUUGGACUUAUGUGUGGAGUUAAAAAAGUCACACAUUGCUAAAGAAGGACUUUUUCAAUAUCGUAAUAUGUUUCAAUCAGUAAAUGUGGGUAGUUUAGAAAAUGUCAUAAGAGGUUACUUACGAAUGGCAGAAGAAAAAACUGAUGCUGCUAGAAAACAAAGUCAGCAGGCAGUAAUUGACAUUGAUGACCUUGAUAAUUUAGCCACUCCUGAAAGUAUUUUAUUAUCUGCUGUUAGUGGUGAAGACGCUCAAGACCGAAGUGACCGUACUAUUUUAACACCAUGGGUUAAAUUUUUGUGGGAAUCUUAUUGUCAAUGUUUAGAAUUAUUGAGAACUAAUGCUCAUGUUGAAACUUUGUAUCAUGAUAUUGCUCGGAUGGCUUUUCAAUUUUGUUUGGAAUAUAAUAGAAAAACUGAAUUUCGUAAGUUAUGUGAGAAGCUUCGUAAACAUUUAGAAGACAUAAGUAAACUUCCUCAAAUGGUUUCUAAUGUUUCAAUUAAUAAACUUGAAACUCAACAACUAAAUUUAGAAACGAGAUUGAUACAGUUAGAUUCAGCUAUUCAAAUGGAAUUAUGGCAAGAAGCUUAUAAAGCAAUUGAAGAUAUUCAUGGGUUAAUGAAUUUAUCCAAAAAAAUGCCAGUACCAAAAACAAUGGCCAAUUAUUACCAAAAAUUGGCAAUGGUGUUUUGGAAAGCGGGAAACUACUUAUUUCAUGCAGCAGCAUUGUUUAAAUUAUUCCAGCUUUCUCGUGAUAUGAAGAAGAACAUGUCAGUAGAAGAACAACAGCGCAUGGCAAAUAGAGUUCUUUUAGCAACUCUGUCUAUUCCAUUACCCUCAGCUCAUCCAGAAUUUGAUCGUUUUAUUGAAACAGACAAAAGUCCUCAAGAAAAAGCCCAAAAGCUAGCUGUACUUUUGGGUUUAUUACAACCACCAUCAAGAGCAUCGUUACUCAAAGAUAUUGUUAGACUGAAUGUUGUCAAUUUAGCUUCAGCACAGUUACAGCAGCUGUAUAAUUGGCUAGAAGUUGAAUUUCAUCCUCUUGAGUUGUGCGAUAGAGUAGAUAGCGUUGUCAAGAGUUUACAAACAGAUGAGUCCAGUUCUUUGCUACAGUACAUUCCAGCAUUACAAGAUGUGACACUUGUUCGUCUAGUGCAUCAGGUUUCUCAAGUUUAUCAGACAAUUCAAUUUAUAAGACUACUUGAGCUAGCUCGAUUCGCUACGGCUUUUCACCUGGAGCGACUACUAGUCGAUUGCGUUCGCUACAAUGACAUGCAAAUAAGAAUUGAUCACGGUAAACGGUGCGUGCACUUUGGGGUGGACUUGUCAGAGGCGCAAAGGGAGGAUCAUCCAGAUGGACCGCUGUUACAAGCAAUGCCUAGCGAGCAAAUCCGUUGUCAAUUGGUAAAUAUGGCAGUCGUGCUACACCGCGCAUCCAACAUCAUUAAUCCUAAUAAAAAGAGGCAAGAGCGCGAGAAACUGAGGACCCAAUUAGUCAGUCACUAUCACGAAAGUAAAGUAAAAGAACAUCAGCGCAUCCUUGGUCGUCAUAAGAUAAUUGAAGAGCGCAAAGAAUAUAUCGAGCAUAUGAAUUUCGUACGCGAGGAGGAGGAAAUGCGUAGGCAAGAAGAGUUGCAGCGCCAACAGCUGCUCGCCGAACAAAAACGACUUGAACAGGAGCGUGAAGAGCGAGAACGUAAACGCCAGCAGUCAGAAAUACAGCAAAUUAAAGACCGUACUCUAAAGGAGAAGAUGCAACAGAUCUCGCAAACUAGUCACGGUCAAAAGGUGCUCAAGAAACUUGACGAGGAUGAAAUAAAGAAGUUGGAUGCUGAACAAAUAGCCGCGCGUGAGGCCGAAGAGCUGCAGAAGGAACGUAAAGAAAUGCAGCAGAAACUUAAAUCUCAGGAAAAAAAAGUCGACUACUUAGAACGCGCAAAGCGCCUCGAAGAAAUCCCAUUACUAGAACAUGCUAUGGAAGAAAAACUCGAACAAGCAAAAGCGCGUUGGGAACAGCAGGAAGCUGAACGUAUCCAGGCUGCGAUUGAGGAGCGUCAGCAAGCAGUAGCUACGCGUGAGCGCCUUACUCGCAUGAAACCCGACGCAGAACUAUUUCUAGAACGCAUUUUGGCUGAGCGCAAAAGUCUUUAUCUUGAUAAACUGCGUGCUUUUGAAGAAAUACUUAGCCAAGAGCGUGAAAAGCGGCUUAUUAAGCGCAAGUUACAGCGUAAACUCGAACGCAAACUUACCUGGGAGAAGGAACGAGCUGAGGCAGCUGAACGCAAACGACUUGAAGAACUACGUCAACGCCAAGAGGAGGAACGCCGACGCAUGGAAGAGGAACGAGCUAAACGAGAGGAAGAAGAGCGUGCAAGGCGUGCUAAAGAAGAGGCAAAAGAAGCCGAACGCUUAGCUAAGCUGGAGCGUCAAGCCGAAAUUAGCCGUCUCAAGGAAGCAGAAAUUGAGCGUAAACUAGAGGAAGAACGACUUAAACACGCGAGUAUAGAUAAUCCCAAAGCUAGUCAACAGACUAGUUGGAGAAAGCAGCCAACUGAUAAUGCAAGUUGGCGCAGAGACGACGAGAGUAGAUUCAAAGACAAAGAUGAGAGCUGGAAAUCCACCGAGCGCAGCGAUCGUCCAGGUCGCAGAGAAUUCCCUGAAAAAGAUCGCAAAUACGAUCGUACUCACUCAACAAAUGCAUCAGGUUCUUGGUAUGACAACCGUCGUGAUAGAGCUUCAGAACGCAGAGAAUACCAUCGUGGUGAAGAGUCGCGACCUGUUAUGGAAAAUUGGCGAAAUUCUAAUCUAUCUAAAGAUUCACAAAAGGACCUUCACAAAGAUUUGGACAAGAAAGAAUCAAUUCAACCAAUGAAUAGAGACGAUAAGAAAACAAGUCAGGUAAGCGAAGAAGCUGCUGGGUGGUCUAGAGUGAGCAACCGGCGUUGAAUUAUGUCAUUUCUGAUAAACGUAACUUGGAAACAUUUUACUUGACAUCUUGUUCAAAAUAUGGUAAAUAUCCGUAAGAUUAUAUUAAAGUAUCUACAUGAAUUCUUUAUGUAUUCAUUUUAAUUCGUUUGAGUUUA